AUGUUUGCUGUGCAUCUUUUGUGCAGACGAUCCGGUGCGUUACUAACUUCAAGAUUAACAUCGAAAUCAGUUCCUUUCAUUUCCAGAUAUGCUACUCCAUCCUUGAAGCUUCAUUCCAUUCCAAUUUCUAGACCCUCAGGUCAAACUAUUCAGCAGUCAGCUUCUUCCUUCUUUAAAGGAGCAAAUCAGAUUUUGCUCACAAAUGUGAAACCUGGCAAGAUCUUUGCCUUUUCCUUUGGAUCAGCUUGUGUACUGAGCAGGCUGUGUGUUCAAGCCCAUUGCAAAUCAAAACCUUCCAGAUUGGUGGGACUUGAAGAAAGAGAUGCUUUUGAACCAAAUUUUGAUUGGAAAGGUUUUUUUUGGAUGGUUUGGCCUGAUAUAUGGAGUUUAAUUGGAGCUAUUACUAGUGCAGUAGUUGUGGCUCUUGUAAACAUUCAAAUUCCUCUGAUGCUUGGAGAUUUGGUGAAUGUCAUUUCAAAUUUUACCCAAGAAAAUGCUGGCAACUUUCUGGAACUGGUUAGAUCACCUGCCCAAAAACUGUGCUUAUUUUACAUCAUCCAGGGUUUAUCAACAAUGACCUACAUCUCUCUGUUAAGCAGUCUUGGUGAAAACAUUUCUUCUCGGUUGCGAAAGACAUUGUUCCAGUCUCUAAUUUCCCAGGACAUUGAGUUUUUUGAUAAAUACAAGACAGGAGAAUUAAUUGAUCGUUUAACAUCUGAUGUUCAGGAUUUCAAAAGUUCCUUUAAGGCAUGUGUUGCCCAAGGCUUGAAAUCAUUCACACAGACUGCUGGUUGUGUUGGAGCUCUCUUUUUACUAUCCCCCAAGCUUACAGGCUUACUUCUUGGAGUAGUUCCUACCCUCAUCUGUGCUGGUUCAUUCCUGGGCUCAUUCUUACGAAAACUGUCUCGUCAGGUUCAGGCACAGUUGUCUAAAUCCACAGCUGUUGCUGAUGAAGCCAUUGGAAACAUUAGAACAGUCAGGGCUUUCUCAAUGGAAAACAAAGAAAUUGAGUUGUAUGAAAAUGAGAUGAACAAAUCUCGUAAGAUGACCUCUAAGCUUGGCUUUGGUAUUGCAGUUUUUCAGGGACUCUCUAAUAUUGCUCUGAAUGGUGUUAUACUUGGGAUGUUAUUUGCUGGAGGAUACAUGAUGUCUUGUAAUCAACUCACUCCUGGUGACUUGAUGUCAUUCCUUGUAGCCACACAAACUAUUGAACGAUCAUUAGCACAUAUGUCACUGUUAUUUGGCCAGGCUGUGAGAGGAAUGAGUGCAGGAGCCAGGGUUUUUGAGUUCAUCAAUGCCCAUCCCAGAAUUCCCCUAAGUGGAGGAGAGAAACUACCACUUGAUGCCGUGAAGGGAGAAGUGUCUUUCAGUAAUGUCAACUUUGCAUAUCCAACUCGCAAAGAACAACAAAUUCUCUCAGACUUUUCUCUGAAGAUCCCUAAUGGUAAAAUGGUGGCUCUGGUUGGACCUUCUGGAGGAGGUAAAUCAACAGUGGUUUUACUUUUGGAGCGUUUCUAUGAUGUUGAUUCAGGAGAAAUAUUGGUUGAUGGACAUUGUGUGCAAUCUUUGGAUCCCUCAUGGUUGCGAAGAAAAGUAAUUGGUUUCAUUAACCAGGAACCUGUAUUAUUUGCCACAUCUGUCAUGGAAAAUAUACGUUAUGGCAAUCCAGAUGCUACAGAUACUGAGGUUAUAGAUGCAGCUAAACUUGCUAAUGCUGACAAUUUCAUUCAAGAUUUCCCCAAAGGAUAUAACACUAUCCUAGGUGAACGAGGUGUGACUGUUUCUGGUGGGCAAAAACAGAGAAUAGCCAUUGCCAGAGCACUGGUGAAAAAUCCAGCAAUUCUUGUCCUUGAUGAGGCCACAAGUGCCCUUGACACAGAAUCUGAGAAAAUUGUCCAAGAAGCUCUCGACAAAGUUUGUUAUGGACGGACUGUGAUUGUAAUCGCUCAUCGUCUGAGUACAAUUAAAAAUGCAGACAUUAUUGCUGUUAUUGCCAAAGGAAAAAUAGUUGAGCUGGGAAACCAUAAUAGUCUUCUUGAGAAGCGUGGAUUAUUCUACAAGCUUAUUCAACAGCAGAAUUUGAUGGAUAAUAUUUAUCGCUCUUCUGCAAAAGCUUAG
Messenger RNA from Acanthosepion pharaonis, 2118 nucleotides. The record is from the annotation of a GenBank genome assembly. Lineage: Eukaryota; Metazoa; Mollusca; Cephalopoda; Sepiida; Sepiidae.